Molecule: messenger RNA, 1101 nt
Organism: Sungouiella intermedia
Lineage: Eukaryota; Fungi; Ascomycota; Pichiomycetes; Serinales; Metschnikowiaceae
Source: the annotation of a GenBank genome assembly
AUGUCUACACAUAACGUGCUAACGCCGUAUAUCAAACUGCUCUUCUUGGAGCCGCCAAACCUCACACCAAAUGAUUUGGCUACGGUCCUACGGUCUAUUCUUAAGGGAAUUCCCACGGAUAUCCAAACUGCCGCUUUUCUCACUGCUUUAAGAAUGAGAGGUCUCGAUCACGACCCUGAAUUCAUUGCCGCUGCUGUGCUGACUAUCUUGGAGUUCUCUGACACAAUUCACCCAGCUGGAGUGGAUCCCCUGGGAUACGUCGACAUUGUGGGAACUGGAGGAGAUGGCCAGAAUACCUUCAACGUUUCGACUUCGGCCGCCAUCGUAGCCGCUGGUAUGGGCAUUAAUGUUUGCAAACACGGAGGAAAGGCUUCUACAUCCACUUCUGGAUCGGGUGACUUGCUCAAAUCGCUUGGUGUGGACUUGAGUGUGGUAAAUAAGGAUACUGCUCCAGAAAUCGUCAAGCAGCUGAAAUUCUGCUUUCUUUUUGCUCCUGCUUUCCACCCAGGUAUGGCAAAAGUGGCACACAUCCGUGCUCAACUUGGAAUCCCCACGAUUUUCAAUAUUUUGGGCCCUCUCAUGAACCCUAUUCCUAUUAGAGCUAGAAUUUUGGGUGUUUACUCUGAAAAGUUGGGAGAUGCAUAUGCUGAGGCUGCCGCUGCAUUGGCCAAGCGUUCCACUACACACGAGAGAACCAUGGUUGUCUGGGGUGAGAUUGGACUUGAUGAAAUUUCCCCUAUCGGUCUGACCAAGUGUUGGAUUAUUAAUGAGGAUGGCGAGAUCUCCAAAUUAACCAUUUCUCCUAAAGAUUUCAAAUUGGCAGAGCACAGUUUAAGUCUUGUGAAGAGCGGAACUCCCGAUGAGAAUGCCGAGAUAUUGCUUCAUAUUUUGCGCCAGGACUCUCCAGAAUUUGCUGUUAAACAUAUUGGCAGUCAUCCAUUGGUAGACUACAUUGUAAUGAAUGCUGGUGCCUUGGCUGUGGUUGCUGGUCUUUGCAAUUCAUGGGAAAAGGGUGUGGAUUUGGCACGUGAAGCUAUCUUAUCGGGUCUGGCGUUGAAGGCAUUGGAGGAUUUCCAGAUUGCCACUUCGAAUUGCCAGUAA